ACAUAUUUCAUUAAUAUACUUGUUUUAUAAACCUUUUAUUUUAAAGUUUGACAACAUCUAUGAGUCAUUCGGCAACCGAACUUAAUCGACCAAUUCCGAUGUCAAACUUAAAGGCCGAUGAAGACAAAUAAUCAUAAGCAAUCAGCUGUAGUUUUUGAAAGAAAGGUUUAUUUUAUGUUUGCAGCAGCAAAAAACAGUUCUUAAAUUGAAGUUGUACCCGUGUCAACAUGAAGAUACUGAUCUUCAUUACAUUUGUGGCAGCUUUUGCCAUCUCAAGCGGUGUGUUUGUACCACCCCGUCAUCAUAGAGCAAAUCAUUUACUUGGAGCUAAAGAAUGUACUUGGGGACCAUCAUACUGGUGUCAAAACAUUACUACAUCUGCCCAUUGUCGCGCCACAAAACAUUGCAUUGAAUUGGUAUGGAUUCAUAGGCAGCUACCUCCAGACACAUCAAAUGUAUGUCAAAUAUGCAAGGACAUGGUUACACAAGCUAGGGAUAAUUUGUUGAGUAAUGGUACUCAGGAACUCAUCAAACAAGUGUUCGAAGGGUCCUGCGCCUUGAUGCACAUCAAAAAGGUCGUGAAACAGUGCGACAAUCUCGUCGACGAGUUCGUGCCCGAGCUCAUCGACACGCUCGCUUCCCAGAUGAACCCGCAGGUCGUUUGUUCCGUGGCCGGGCUUUGCAACAACGAAAGGAUCCAUCGCAUGAUCGCGGAGGCCGAGCAAAACGGCGAAAGCGAUUCGGCACCGGUCGUCAAAGAUACGUGCGCAGGAUGCCACAGCGUCGUGCAAUUGAUGGAGAGCAAAUUCGACCAGAUGAGCAGGGAUGACGUGCUUCAGAGCUUUUUACACAUUUGUGGAAAUUUGGGCUCCCUUUCGGACGCUUGCAGCAACAUUGUAAUCAGCUACUUUACCGACAUCUACAAGCACAUCCAGGAAAGCUUCAACCCCACCGACGUUUGCCUAAUGGCCGGCGAAUGCAGCGCCCAGUUCCACCAGCACGACAUUGAAAUCACCAUCCCAUCUCAAAGUGGAUACGUCAAACCCAAUACUGAGGACGAUUUGCCAUGCGAUUUGUGCGAACAACUAGUGGGACACUUGCGCGAUCUGUUGGUGGCCAACACGACCGAGAGCGAAUUCAAAAUGGUGUUGGAAGGCCUCUGCAAACAAACGAGGUCCUUCAAAAGCGAAUGUUUGGACGUCGUCGACCAAUACUACGGUCUCAUGUACACUUACUUGGUGAACGAGCUGAAACCCAAGGAAAUGUGCUCUUUAAUCAACAUUUGUCCAAAAUCUGACUACAUGUUGCAACCCAUGUCCCCAUUGUUACCCAUUGAGACGGCCGAAAUAUUAAAAGAAACCCCGGCUCUGCCCGAAAAACCUUUGGUGCACAUCAAAAUGCCAAGUGGCAACACGAACGUAAAAAUUUUGUCGCCCGAAUCGGCUCAAUUGCCCAUCGAACUGCUGAUGCCGCCGCACGGCCAGAACCUCUUCAGCAAGGAAUCCUGCGUGUUCUGUCAAUAUUUCUUGCACUUCGUCCAGGAGGACAUCACCAAUCCGAAAACGGAAGAGCAGAUAAAGGCGGUGAUAGACAAGGCGUGCGCCCGACUUCCCGGCUCGAUUAACGAGACCUGCGUCGCUUUCGUGGACUCGUACGAGCCCGCGCUGAUCGCCAUUCUCGCCCAGGAGAUCGAUCCGUCCCAGGUGUGCCCCAUGAUCAGGGCUUGUCCAUCCAACGACGCGCAAGAGGACGUCGAGGUGUUCAUGCAGCAGCAGAACGAGAGCCCCAAGUGCCCGAUGUGCUUGUACGCCGUCUCCAAGUUGGAGAGCAUCGUCAGGGACAGAAAAUCCAAGGAAAGUAUCAUAAACGGACUGACAAACUUGUGCACCCAUUUGCCCAAAAACAUGGCGCCCGAAUGCGAAGACUUCGUCCAAACAUACACCAACGAAUUGGUUGACAUGCUGAUGGCGGAUUUUACUCCGAACGAAGUUUGCGUUUACUUGCAUUUGUGCGAAGAUAAACCCAAACCAAAAUCCGAACAACGUCCAAUUACCGUUGUGGAUUUUGAUGCCGACUUCUUGAAAGAAGGUGGAGAUGUCCGUACCAAUAUGAUUCCUGACAAUACCGUUAACGGAAACCCCGUCAAAGACGUAGGCAACAAACCUCAGUGCGCCCUGUGCGAGUUCGUGAUGAGGGAAAUCGACGAUCAGCUCAAGGACAACAAAACCGACGACCAAAUCAAAAAGGCCGUCGAGAAAGUUUGCACGAUCAUGCCGAAAUCGCUCAGGUCGCAAUGCAAAGAUUUUAUCGAUCAAAAUUCCGACACCAUCAUCGCUUUGCUGAGCGAGGCGCUCGAACCCAGCGAAAUUUGUGCCAUGUUGAAUUUCUGCGACAAAAAAACUUUCGAUGUCAUGAGAGGUGAAAUUCUUGAAUGCGCCAUUUGCGAAGGAGCUGUCGAAGCGAUGAAGAAAAUUUUGGACAACCCCAGAGCUGAUCACGCAGUCAUUCAUGUAAUGGAAAAAACUUGUCGUGCUAUGCCUCAAAAAUACAGAGAAAAGUGCCAACAAUUGAUUGAAAACUUUGGAUCAGAAAUAUUGGAUAACAUUUCUCAUUACACAAAAGAAGCCUCUAAAAUUUGCCAGAUCAUGGGAAAAUGUUCACCAGAGUUAAUAGGGUCAAAUGUAUGUACCAGAGGCCCUACAUAUUGGUGCCAAAAUGGGGAAACUGCAGAAAAGUGCCAGGCUACACAACACUGCGAGACAAAAGUGUGGAACCAAUCAAGAGCUAAAAGAUCACCUCAGGGUCUUCCUCUUUUGGGUCUAAAUCCUUGCACUUGGGGACCAUCAUUCUUUUGCGACAACCUUGAAAACGCAAAAAGAUGCCAUGAUUGCAACAUGAUUUUGGUAGAUUCGUCCCAAUUUUUAACAGGUGUAAACCUUAAUACAGGAUUUUAUUUUGACGCACAUCCUGUAGGCAUCUUAUUAGCAGAGUUUAUAGACUAUUUGAUAACGAAAGGUUUAAAAUUGACUGAUUUGGAACUCAUUGGUGUCAGUUUAGGAGCACACGUUAUUGGUAUAGCUGGGGCUGCGAUUAAAAGUGGAAAACCAGCUAAAAUUAUGGCUUAUGAACCUGCCGGAUUUAAUUAUGACUCAUAUCCGCCAGACAUGAGGCUGGACGAAACAGAUGCACAAUUGGUCAUGGUAAUUCAUACGGAUCCUGAUGGUUGGGGUUACGACAAGUCCUGUGGUCAUGUUGAUUUCUGGAUAAACAUGGAUCUAGCUUUUCAACCUGGAUGUACCACCGUAGAAGCUAUUGCUAGGUUAUCUACUGAUAUUACAGACUAUGUUGCUUGCAGUCAUUCGUACAGUUAUCGAGUAGGUGUAUAUGCUAUUUAUCAUCCAACUGCGUAUCCAGCUUUAAAUUGUACCAGUUACGAUGAUUAUGCAAACGGGAUGUGCAACAAUAAUGAUCUUCAAUAUGUUGGUGAUCAAGUAAAUACAUCGUUGACCAUUGAUUACGAAGAACAGUACCUAGCUUAUUUGAAAUUCGAAGAUUGCAAUGUGAUUUUGGUUGAUGCCUCGCAAAUUUUUAUCGGGGUAGACCUUAGAAAUGGGGCUUAUUUUGAAGCCCAACCUGUGGCCGUACAGGUAGCACAGUUUAUAGAUUAUUUGGUUUCAAAAGGCUUGAAACUGCCUGAUCUUGAACUUCUUGGUACAAGUUUGGGAGCACAAGUUAUUGGACUAGCUGGAUCAUUGGUUAAAAGUGGCAAAGUUGCUAAAAUAGUGGCUUAUGAUCCAGUAGGUUUGGUUUUUAACACAUAUCCUCCGGAAAAAAGACUGGAUAAAUCAGACGCAGAGUUGGUCAUAGUAAUUCACACAAAUACAAAUUUAUGGGGAUAUUAUGGUCCUUGUGGGCAUGUUGAUUUUUGGAUUAACAGAAAUAGGUUAAUUCAACCGGGAUGUACUAAGUUUGAAACAAUUUUCAUCAGAAGAUCAACUAACCCUGAUGACUAUGUUUCCUGCAGUCAUGUCUACAGUGUUCGUGUAGGUGUAUAUGCUCUUAGUCAUCCAACUGCAUACCCAUCUCGUAAUUGUUCGAGUUAUUUGAAUUAUGCAAAUGGACUUUGUGACAAAAAUAAUCUUCAAUAUGUUGGUGAUCUAGUAAAUACAUCUGCCUAUGGAAAUUAUUAUGCCAAAGCUGGAAUUGAAGUAUAUUCUAUAAAUCCAUGAUGUUUGUAAUUUGAUAAAAAUAUAUUUU
Molecule: messenger RNA, 4257 nt
Organism: Brassicogethes aeneus
Lineage: Eukaryota; Metazoa; Arthropoda; Insecta; Coleoptera; Nitidulidae
Source: the annotation of a GenBank genome assembly